This is a messenger RNA of Chrysemys picta bellii (western painted turtle), 6170 nucleotides long. RefSeq names its product fibronectin type III domain containing 3A (gene FNDC3A). NCBI's taxonomy places the organism in Eukaryota, Metazoa, Chordata, Testudines, Emydidae. Gene Ontology annotation, molecular function: protein binding. The record is from RefSeq and is a predicted model, not a curated record.
CAGCGCAGGCGCACUGCGUGUUGGAACGGAGUCUCUCCUGAGUGAGCGUCUCCCCCUCCCCAGGCUGAGGGUGGUGGCCGCGCUUCCGCGAGCGAGGCGGGGCGGCAGCGCGAGGCGGUGAUGCGCUGCUGGGACAGGUCGAGGCGCCGCGCAGGUAGCUGAGGGGGCGGGGAGAGGUGGGGAAAGCCGCUGGUACCGCCCCGCCCCUGCUCCAGCUGCGCCAUUGGGAGCUCCCUGCCCGCGGCUGCUGCCGGCGAGGGGCGCCGAACCGUUAGCUGCGGAGCCCUGGCGAAUCUGUCCUUGAAGGCAUCAUCAUGUCCCCUGUUGUUGUGGUUGUUCCUGCGAGUCUCCAAAUAUAGGAGAAUCAUGUGUCCUGUAUUUACAACAAUCAUGAGAAUAAUGCAUAGCUCUUCAGGCUCCGUGCUUCUGUUAUAGAUGGUGGACAUCAAAAAGUAUCACAGGUGAUCCUGUGAAUUAAUGUUCCAUCAAAGAUGGCAGAACACCCUCCACUACUGGAUACCACUCAGAUUAUAAGUAGUGAAAUUCCUCUUCUACCUGCCCCUAUUGUUAGUGGGGAUGGAGCACAACAGGUUAUUCUGGUGCAAGUUAAUCCAGGGGAGGCUUUUACAAUAAGAAGAGAAGAUGGACAGUUUCAGUGCAUUACAGGUCCUGCUCAGGUUCCAAUGAUGUCCCCAAAUGGUUCAGUGCCUCCUAUUUAUGUGCCUCCUGGAUAUGCCCCACAGGUUAUUGAAGACAAUGGUGUUCGAAGGGUUGUGGUGGUUCCCCAGGCUCCAGAAUUUCACCCUGGCAGUCAUGCAGUAAUACAUCGGCCUCCGCAUCAUCCGUUGCCUGGUUUCAUUCCUCUUCAAGCCAUGAUGCCCCCUCCACCACGACAUAUAUACUCAACAGUGACUGGAGCAGGUGAUAUGGCUUCGCAGUAUAUACCACAGUAUCACACUUCACAGGUAUAUGGAGAUCUGGAUGCUCUCUCUACCCAUGGAAGGUCCAACUUUAGAGAUGAAAGGUCUAGUAAAACAUACGAACGUUUACAGAAAAAAUUAAAAGAUCGGCAUGGAACACAGAAAGAUAAAUUGAACAGUCCGCCACCAUCACCUCAGAAAUGUCCUUCUCCCACAAAUGAACAUAAUGGACUUGUGAAAGGACAGGACGCAAGUAGUGUCAGCACAGGAUCUACAAAGAGCAAGUCUUCGGGGAAAGGAAAAUGUAAUUCUCAAGUGGAUACAGAAGUAGAAGAAAAGGAUGAAGAAACAAAAGCACUCGAAGCACUUCUUUCGAAUAUUACCAAGCCAGUGAUAUCAGACAUUCAGGCACGGACAGUAGUACUUGCAUGGUCCCCUCCAUCCAGUGCCAUCAAUGGGGAUGCUGACAAGAAUAAUGUGCCGGAGGUGUAUGUUUAUGAAGUUCUGAUUUCAAACACCGGAAAAGAUGGAAAAUACAAAACUGUAUAUACUGGAGAAAAAACUAGUGUUACCAUAAAUGAUCUCAGGCCAGCAACUGAUUACCAUGCAAGAGUCCAAGCAGAAUGCAACUGCAUAAAGGGAAGCCCUUCAGAAGCUGAGAGUUUUACAACAAUGAGCUGUGAACCUGAUACUCCAAAUCCUCCAAGGAUAACUAACCGGACCAAAAAUUCUCUCACUCUGCAAUGGAAGACAUCUUGUGACAAUGGCUGUAAAAUCCACAAUUAUCUUUUAGAAUGGGACGAGGGAAAAGGAAAUGGAGAGUUUUGUCAGUGUUACUAUGGCCAACAGAAGCAGUAUAGAAUUACUAAACUAUCACCAGCAAUGGGGUACACCUUUAGACUGGCAGCCAAAAAUGACAUGGGCAUGAGUGGUUUUAGUGAAGAAGUCCUGUAUCAUACCUCAGGCACUGCCCCAUCAAUGCCAGCCAGUCCUAUGCUGAUUAAAGCUGGAGUUACCUGGUUAUCCUUACAGUGGACUAAACCCUCAGGAACACCAACAGAUGAAGGAAUCUCUUAUAUUUUAGAGAUGGAGGAUGAGACCUCAGGAUAUGGUUUCAAACCAAAAUACGAUGGAGAUGAUCUCACCUGCACAGUGAAGAAUCUUAGACGUAGUACAAAGUAUAAAUUUAGGGUCAUUGCCUAUAACUUGGAAGGCAAAAGCAGUCCAAGUGAGGUAGUCGACUUUACUACUUGCCCAGACAAGCCUGGAGUACCUUCAAAACCAUCAGUUAAAGGAAAAAUUCAUGCACAAAGUUUUAAAAUAAUUUGGGAUCCACCAAAAGACAAUGGAGGGGCAGCAAUAACUAAAUAUGUCGUGGAGAUUUCUGAAGGCUCAAAUGGAAACAACUGGGACGUAAUAUACAGUGGAGCUGCUAGGGAACAUUUGUGUGAUCGACUACAUCCAGGCUGCUCUUAUCGCUUACGUGUAUACUGUACUGGGGAAGGAGGGCAGAGUGCGGCAUCUGAUUCUUUAUUGGUGCAGACACCAGCAGUGCUUCCUGGUCCAGGCCAACCUCCCAGACUACAGGGUAGACCAAGAGCAAAAGAAAUUCAGCUGAGAUGGGGACCACCUCAAGCAGAUGGUGGAUCACCUAUUACCUGUUAUGGUCUGGAAAUGUCUUCUGUGGAAACAGAUGAACACAGAGAGGUUUACCAAGGCUCUGAUGUUGAAUGCACCGUAAGCAACCUUCUUCCUGGAAAGACAUACAGCUUUAGGCUGCGAGCAGCUAACAAAGCUGGGUUUGGACCCUAUUCAGAGAAAUGUGAAAUUACUACAGCCCCUGGACCACCGGAUCAGUGCAAACCCCCUCAAGUGACAUGUAGAUCGGCAACAUGUGCACAGGUGUAUUGGGAGGUCCCAGUAAAUAAUGGAGCUGACAUCACAGAAUACCGUUUGGAGUGGGGCAGUGUGGAAGGAUGCAUGCAGAUCUGUUACUGUGGGACUGGACUCAAUUAUGAAAUGAAAGGACUUUUGCCUGCAACUAUAUAUUACUGCAGGGUUCAGGCCGUGAAUGUUGCAGGCGCAGGACCUUUCAGUGAAGUAGUUGUAUGCAUGACACCAGCCUCUGUACCUGCAGUUGUGACCUGUCUUCAGGGAAGAAGUGAAGAUGAAGUGGAGAGUCCACACUAUUCACCUUCCACAUGCCUUGCCAUAAGCUGGGAAAAGCCCUGUGACCAUGGUUCUGAAAUCCUUGGCUACAGCAUAGACUAUGGAGAAAAGCAGCCUGUAACUGUUGGGAAGGUUUCAAGCUAUUUCAUAGACAAUUUGCAGCCAGACACAACAUACAGAAUACGAAUUCAAGCCCUAAAUAGUCUUGGAGCAGGUCCUUUCAGCCACACAAUAAAACUGAAAACAAAGCCACUCCCUCCUGAUCCGCCUCGCCUGGAAUGUGCUGUAUACAGUUCUCAGACUCUCAAGCUAAAAUGGGGAGAGGGAACUUCAAAAGCAUUAACUGACUCCAUUCAGUAUCACCUUCAAAUGGAAGAUAAGAAUGGAAGAUUUAUAUCCUUAUACAGAGGACCAUGUCAUACAUACAAAGUACAAAGACUCAUUGAGUCAACAUCCUACAAAUUUUGUAUUCAGGCUUGUAAUGAAGCUGGUGAAGGUCCACUUUCUCAAGAGUACAUUUUCACGACUCCCAAAUCUGUUCCAACUGCCUUGAAAGCGCCAAGAAUAGAGAGAGUAAAUGAUCACACUUGUGAAAUCACAUGGGAGGUUUUGCAACCAAUGAAAGGUGAUCCAAUUAUUUAUAGUCUUCAGGUCAUGGCGGGAAAAGAUUCAGAAUUCAAACAGAUUUAUAAAGGGCCUGACUGGUCAUUCCGGUAUUCAGGCCUCCAGCUGAACUGUGAAUAUCGUUUUCGUGUGUGUGCCAUUCGACAGUGCCAAGAAACAGUAGGUCAUCAGGACCUGAUAGGCCCCUACAGUACCACAGUACUAUUCAUCUCUCAGAGAACUGAACCACCAACCAGCACCAACAAAGACACUGUGGAAAUCUCAAGGACACAACAGACACUAAGUGAUGAACAGUGUGCUGCUGUCAUCCUUGUGCUCUUUGCUACCUUUUCCAUUCUGAUUGCCUUUAUCAUUCAGUACUUCGUAAUAAAGUGAGAAAAACCAUUUUCUUUUAGAAUGCUGCCCAUUACAUUUUACAUUCUCAUAUUCUAAAAAUAUUUCUGUUCUCUUGCUUUUACAAAAACAGGCAUUUAGCAUCAGCAUUGGGACUGUAGCACAUCUUUUCAGCCACUUAAAAUGCUUAUUAAGUAGACACUGGCACAGAUUAUAGAAUGCAAGCCACAGAAAUAUUUCCUUUAACAUGCCUUCUUGCAGUACAAACUUUAUAUAAGGCAAGCAAUGUAUCAUUAUAAGGUUAUGACCAAUAAGCAGGAGCGUAAUAAUGGUAACCUGGUCCACAUUUUUAAGGAUUAGUACCUUAAGGGGGGGAUGGGGAAAUGAGUAAAAUGUAUUUAAAAGUUACACUAACAAACUUGUGCUGUAUAAAAUGUUAGUCUGAUGCUGUGAAAGCAAUCUAGCGCUGUAUUUCUACCUCCUCAUUUCUCUUAAUUAUUUGGGAAGCAGGAUUAUGAUGAAAAUAGAAGGGGCUUUUCUCAGGCAGUAAACUGGAUGGAAGUGAAUGCAUGAAAGAAGAUUCUUAUCGAAAUGUAGAGUUUUCCACUGCAAGUAUACAUUUUGUAAGACUAAAAAGAUAUUGCACAAAUGGUUUAUCUUGGCCCCGAUAUGUUUACUCAUAAAAAUGCCUCUUUAGCUUCCUACAGACAUGGAAGAGAGAGAGCUUUUUUGAUCUAACACUAUAAAGAAGUAAGUUAAAAAUCAUUUUUGAAAUAAGACCUUUAUUUGAUUGGGUGCUGUUUAUAUAGAUAUAUGUGCCCUCUAUUGAUAAUGUGUAUAAAUUUUCUUGGAUAACCAUAAUUUUUGCUGUUACCCCUACAUUCACUUGCCGUGGCCACCGGAAUGAAGCACUGCCUUUGUUCUUUGGGGCACCAAAUCGGGCGAAGGGGGGAUUGUAAUAAUUUGCACCAGAAAACUUCAACCUUCUUUUUCCUGAGAACCUAACGUUUAAUGUAAUGUCUCUUUGGAUACUGUACCAAAUUGUUGAUUGCAUGUAGUUAAUGUUGCAUUAGAGCACUUUGCAAUUGCAUAAUUCAUCGAUGUUUUGUGAGCUUGCAUUUGUGAGUUCUUGAAUGACCAGACUUAACUUUAUCAAGUAGCCCGUGGAACAUCUUGCCAGAUGUCAAUGACUGCCAGUUACAUAAAGCUUGUAGUGAAACUAUCUUAAAAAAAUUCUUGUCUCAUCACACUUACAAUUAUCUGUUAUCCAUUUUGUAAUUAGCUUUAAUUUAUUUCAGUUACAAGAUAGUGGAUCACUAAUGACUUCUACUUGUGUUGGAUUUAGCAUUUUAAUGGUAUUAAGCACUUCUGUCAGUCUUAAAAUAAUAAUAAAAAGAACCUCUGUCUUGUGUUUUGAAGAUCUCUGAAGAAUUUCUCUUAUAUUAGAACGGGCAUGUAUUGUAAUUGUUUCUACGUCCAAUGAUCUGUGCUGUAGAAUAAUGUUGUUGAGUUUUGUUUUAAAAAAGAAAUGGAUAAGAACUUGGCCCUCAAGUGGUAAGAAUGAUCUGUCUUUAAAAUGUACUGUAUGUUUACAUUUUAUUUUAAAUUUGUCACUUUUAUGUAGAGGCUAAUAUCUUCCCACAAAAUACAGUGACAGCAGAUAUUUUCUAGAACCUUCUUAAAGUGCCAUGUUCGGCAGUACAAAUGAGAUUGAGUGUAAUAGCCCAGAGAUUUCUAUAUGGUUGAAUGUCUAAAAUGGUAAGAUUUGUCACUCCAGUUAAACUGCAGUGGCUUAUGUUUUUCAUAGUAAAAUUCAAAUGAACUCCUAUUUUUGAUAGUAAAUGUCAUUUAAUAGUGUAUUUGCCAUUUGAACCUCAGUGCAGAUUACUGCAGUGAAGACGGUUUUUAAUGUAAUCUUAAUUUUACCUCAUAUACUGUACAUUCCAAAAAAACUCUAAACUUUUUAAAACGUUAUAGAUACAGUACCAAACAUAUCACUUUAAACUUGUAUAAUGUUGGACUUCAUACAGAUUAAAAAUGUAUAAUCUCAUAGAAAUAUACACAAACUAUGUAGCAAAAGUAUCUUUAAAAUGUGUGGAAAAUAAAAGUAUCAUUCUUUUUCCA